Messenger RNA from Staurois parvus, 363 nucleotides. The record is from the annotation of a GenBank genome assembly. NCBI's taxonomy places the organism in Eukaryota, Metazoa, Chordata, Amphibia, Anura, Ranidae.
AUGGGACUGAAUGCACGGUAUACCAGUGCGGGCAAACGGCGCCCUCACAUGGGGAAGGCCAAAGUGAACAUGGCGAAGCGGCGCCCUCACAUGGGGAAGGCCAAUGUGAACAUGGCAAAGCGGCGCCCUCACAUGGGGAAGGCCAAUGUGAACAUGGCGAAGCGGCGCCCUCACAUGGGGAAGGCCACUGUGAACAUGGCGAAGCGGCGCCCUCACAUGGGGAAGGCCAAUGUGAACAUGGCGAAGCGGCGCCCUCACAUGGGGAAGGCCAAUGCGAACAUGGCGAAGCGGCGCCCUCACAUGGGGAAGGCCAAUGUGAACAUGGCGAAGCGGCGCCCUCUGAUCCCUGGGAGCUGCUAUUAA